AUGGUGGUGCGGAUGGUGAUGGUCACGGCGGCGGUGGUGCUCCUCAUGGUCACGGGGGCGCCGCCAGUGAGGGCGGCGGUGGACGUGCCGGCGUGCUUGCAGCCCCUCGUGAGUCUGAGGUCAUGCCUGGAUGACGUUUCCAAGAACCCGGCGGCGCGGUCGCCGGCGUGCUGCUCCUUCUUCGUCCAGCUUCUCAACGCGACGCCGAACUGCCUCUGCGACGUCCUUGAAGGCGAGGGCGGGCGGUGGCUCGCCAUCACUAUCGACGUUGCCCGCGCCGUCGCCGUCCUCGUGAACUGCUCCGCUGAGAUCCCUAAGCUGACAAAGUGCCCCAGUACUCUCUCUCCCCCUCCCUCCCUCUCUCUCUCUCUCUCUCUCUCUCUCUCUCUCUCAUAAAACUCAUAUGGUGUUGCAGAUUUAACGUGGAUGCCGCCAAACAAUACUGCAACUCCGGCUAAACCUCCAUCUCCUCCUGUAACUCCGGUUACACCUCCGGCUCCAGCUAAACCUCCAUCUCCUGCUGAUACUCCGGCCAAAUCUCCAUCGCCAGCUAAAGCGCCUGCUCCAGCUCCCGCCGGAGCUCCAUCUGCCACUUCAGGUAUCUUAGACAAAGUCAACCAGAAAAAGACGCGGCAAAAACAAGUUAUGCAUAUAAAUAUACUCUUCUCGAUAACUGGAGCUAAAGAACCAGAUCAGUUAAUCUCCGGGGAUUAUCUAAUCGUGAAAACUAGAAAAAAAUUCACCAUCUCUCUCUCUCUCUCUCUCCCCCAACCUUCCCACUGUUCCCCCUGCAUCUUGCCCAUGAACGUGAGCUAAUCCUUUCUAUCCACUGGAUGCAGGCGCGCCACCCCUCGCGAGUCUCAGCAAGCUCGUCCUCGUCCUCUCCCUGGCAGCGUCCGCCGCCCUCGCCGCCGUCAGAGUCUGA
This is a messenger RNA of Spirodela intermedia, 925 nucleotides long. The record is from the annotation of a GenBank genome assembly. Lineage: Eukaryota; Viridiplantae; Streptophyta; Magnoliopsida; Alismatales; Araceae.